CAAGUAGUAGUUCAUUUUCGGACAGCACGAAAUGGCCAUUUCAGAUCUUCUUAAUCGCCGAGUGCGGGCACUCCCCGAGGAAGAUGAAGAGGUCUACUCCGAUCGGUCUGGUUCCGAGGAGGCGAGUGACCAUGCACCCUCGGACUCUGAGAAUGCCAGCGACGAUUCUCUCGAUGAGGAUGAUGUCGGCAAUGAUGAUAUGUCAGACGAAGCCUCCGAUGGUCUAGAAGACGACGACGACGACGACGAUGAUGACCAUGACAAUGAUAGCGAAAGCCACAGCGAAGCACCCGAAGAUGAUGUCCAGGCCACCCUGGGAAACAUCUCAUUCGGCGCUCUAGCCAAGGCGCAAGCAUCCCUAGGUCCGAAAGCAAAACGAGCCUCGAAAACCAACAAGAAAACAGACGAAGCCAACGCAGUUUCAUCGCCGCUCGAUGAUAUUCGAGCUCGUAUCCAGGAAGCACGGGAGCAGAAGCGGCAAGGAUUGUCAAAGUCGAAGGAUUCGGAGAAGCCCUCCCGUUCCUCGAAGCACGCUCCCAUGGUGCAAUCAUCCAAAUAUGCCGUUUCUCGCAAACGCACCGUUGUCGAGCCGCCGAGCGUGCCCAAAUCUCGAGAUCCACGUUUCGACCCUACUGUGACCAGUGCGGGUGGUCGGGGUAAUCCUCAAGGUGCCAAGGAUGCCUACGCUUUCCUCGAUGAAUACCGUGCCAAUGAGCUCAAAGAGCUGAAGGCACAGUACGCCAAGACCAAGAAUCCUGCACAAAAGGAAGCCUUGAAGCGAGAGAUUCGAUCAACUCAGGACCGGCUCCGCGCUAUGGAGAGCAGAAAGCGAGAGAGAGAGAUUCUAUCUGAACACAAGAAGAAGGAGAAACAGCUCAUCCGUGAAGGAAAGAAGAGCAACCCGUACUACAUGAAGAAGUCGGAUCUCAAGAAGCAGGUCCUGCUCCAGAAGUAUGAGAGUAUGAACUCCAAAGACCGCACGAAGGCGCUUGAAAGGAGGCGCAAGAAGACCGCGGCCAAAGAAAGGAAAGAAAUGCCUAUGGAGCGCCGAGCGCUGGCUGGCGACGAUGCGCCCCGAGACCACGGAGGGGGCUUCAAGCGCCGCCGGCUUGCUUAA
Molecule: messenger RNA, 1117 nt
Organism: Aspergillus homomorphus CBS 101889
Lineage: Eukaryota; Fungi; Ascomycota; Eurotiomycetes; Eurotiales; Aspergillaceae
Gene: rrp36
Product: putative pre-rRNA processing protein
Exons: 2
Coding region: 32-1117 (361 amino acids)
Biological process (GO): maturation of SSU-rRNA from tricistronic rRNA transcript (SSU-rRNA, 5.8S rRNA, LSU-rRNA)
Cellular component (GO): nucleolus; 90S preribosome
Source: RefSeq, a predicted model, not a curated record